CUAUCUCCCUCUUUCUCUCUCUUUCAUGCUCUCUCCCUCCCUCUCUUUCUGUCAGUGUCAUUCUGUAGUGGAGAUGUGGAGUGUCUUUCUGUCUCUUUGCCUGUUUCUCCAGCCUAAUUCAGCUGAGGAAGUGAUGCUGCUGGACACAACAGAAUCUACCUCAGAGCUGGGCUGGACCACCUAUCCAGACACCGGGUGGGAUGAGGUCAGUGUCAUGGACGACCGGGGGAAGCUCAUCCGAACCUUUGAGGUCUGUAAUGUCAACCAAAAUCCCCGGCUUCAAGAUAACUGGUUGGCUACGCCUUUCCUGUAUCGCCACUCGGCUCCACGGGUAUUUGUCACGCUGCGUUUCUCAGUGCGUGACUGCGCCAGCCUACGGUCACCAUCACCCACCUGCCGGGAGACCCUCACAUUGUACUACAAACAGGCUGAUUCACAAAGGGAGCUGGAAAAGACCUGGGUAGCUGAGCCAUCCACUGGAGAGAAGGAGACCAGGGAGGGCUGGGUGAAGAUUGACACGAUAGCAGCAGAUAAAAGUUUUUCCAAGGUGGAGCCCAGUUCACCUCACCAGUACCAGCCCAACAGAUACAGCCGCAUUAAUAUCAAGACUCGGAGUUUUGCCCCUCUUACACGCAAUGGAUUUGUCCUGGCCAUCGUUGACAGUGGAGCCUGUGUGUCCCUCAUGGGUGUCUCCAUCUUCUACCGCCGUUGUCCAGCCACCAGCCUAUACUUGGCGUCCUACCCGGCCACUCCCUCAGGGGCGGAGCCAACCGCCUUAGUGCCUGUGAGUGGGACCUGUGUACCUCACAGUAAAGCACAGCAAGGCGCGCUACCUCGCAUGCACUGCAAUGCUGAAGGAGAGUGGAUGGUGCCUGUAGGAGGGUGUGUCUGUGAUGAAGGCUAUGAGCCCAACCUGAAUGGAUCUGCCUGCUUGGCCUGUCCAGUGGGCUACUUCAAGUCCGUUUCAGGCGCCGUUCCCUGCUCGGUUUGUCCAUCCAACAGCAGAACCAGCCAGGAGGGAUCGAGGGUGUGUGAAUGUCGCAGCGGCUUUUACCGAGGAGCCAACGAUGCCAACUCCUCUGCCUGCACAACUCCCCCAUCGGCUCCAGUCUCUUUGACCUGGGAGUAUGAGAGUGGUGACGGUGGCGUAUCCCUAAGGUGGCGCCCUCCGGUGGACAUGGGAGGCCGCAGUGAGGUGUGGUAUGGUGUGGUGUGUCGCAUCUGCCCCUCAGCCACUUUCACCAACCCGACAGCCUGCUCGUGGUGUGGGGAGGGCGUCACCUUCAGCCCCUCGAAGACCAAUCUGAAGCAAACCAAGGUCACCCUCAACAACCUGCUGACCAGAGUCACGUAUCUCAUACAGGUGCAAGCCAUGAAUGAAGUUUCAGCUUUGAGCCCUUUCCCAGCUCGAUACACAAGCAUCAAUUUCACUACAAGCCAGUCAGUACCCAGUACAGUUCCCAUGAUGCACCAGCUGAGUCGUGCUCCAGAUUCCAUCACUCUCUCUUGGCCUCAGCCAGACAGGCCCAAUGGAGACAUCCUGGAGUACCAACUCAGAUACUACGACAAGGGUUCAGAUGUGGACAGUGCUCUUAAUGUCUACAGUGAGACCAACACAGUGACUGUCAACUCUCUAAUUCCCGGCUCCAUCUACGCCUUUCAGAUCAGAGCUCGAAAUGAACGAGGCUAUGGCCCCUUCAGCAACACCAUCUACUUCACCACCCUGCCUCUGGAGGAGCAUUCACAGCAGAUCCAGAAUCGGCUUCCUCUGCUGGUUGGUUCAGUGAUGGGUGGGGCUGCAUUUCUCCUAGUAGUGGCAGCCAUUGUCGUUGUGGUGGUGUUUCGCAGCAAAAGGAGGGAAAGCCCGUACAGUGAUAGACUCCAGAGGUACAUCAGCAACCGAGGUGGAGUAAAAUAUUACGUGGACCCAUCUACGUAUGAAGACCCUAGUGAAGCAGUCAAAGAGUUUGCCCGAGAGAUAGACCCUACCCACCUCAAGAUAGAGGAGGUGAUCGGUGCAGCUCAGUUUGGGGAGGUUUCUCGAGGCCGCUACCGCCCAAUGGGUCGCAGGGAGGUGCUGGUGGCGGUGAAGACUCUGCGCUGGGGGGCGUCUGACAGAGAGAGGGGGAUGUUCCUCAGUGAAGCAGGGGUCUUGGGACAAUUUGACCACCCAAAUGUGCUGAAGCUGGAGGGCGUGGUCACUCGCACCCCGCCAGAGAGGAUCAUCACCGAGUUCAUGGAGAAUGGACCCCUGGAUGCCUUCCUGAGGGAAAAUGAGGGACAGUUUAGUGUCCUCCAGCUUGUUGGGAUGCUCCGAGGAGUUGGUGCAGGGAUGCGUUACCUCUCAGAGAGAAACUUUGUCCACCGUGACCUGGCAGCUAGAAAUGUGCUGGUCAAUUCCAACCUGGUUUGUAAGGUGUCUGACUUCGGGCUGUCUCGACUCAUGAGGGGCCUGGACCACAAUAUCCCUACAUACACUGCCUCACUGGGCAGUAAGAUUCCUGUGAGGUGGACAGCACCAGAGGCCUUUCAGCACCGCAAGUUUAGCUCAGCUAGUGAUGUCUGGAGCUUUGGUGUACUUAUGUGGGAAGUGAUGUCGUAUGGAGAGCGUCCAUACUGGGACAUGAGCAACCAAGAGGUGAUGAAGGCGGUAGCGGAUCAGUAUCGUCUCCCUGCCCCCCACAACUGCCCUCCGGCCCUCCACUCUCUGAUGCUCCAGUGCUGGCAGGCCGACCGAGGGGACCGGCCAGGCUUUGACUCACUCCUGUCCUCUUUGGAUCGGCUUAUCAGACACCCUGCCUCCCUCAAGGCCGAGCCAACUCGAAGCUGCUCUCAGCCACUGCUCAGUCCCACCCCCACAGACUUAUCGUCAGUGGCAACAGUCAGUGAUUGGCUGAAGGCGCUGAGGUUGGAGAGGUAUCAGGAUGAGUUUGACCGCGCUCACCUGGACACAUUAGACCGAGUCAGUAGGCUCACCAUGGAUGACGUCCAGAACCUCGGCGUGAACCUGCUGGGACACCAGAGGAAGAUUGUGAGCGCAGCCCAGCAGCUCAGAGCCCAUCUGACACAGGGACAGGUGGAGGUGUGAAAUCCACCCACAGAACAACCUGCACAGUGGCGUUCUGUGGUUUUCUUCCCUUUGCUUGCUGUGUCUGGUUACUGCAGCGCUCACUUCGAAGGAGCACGUUAAAGCCACUGAAAGCUUGUUGCUGUGUCUUCUGAUAAACCGAACACUUCAAACAGAAGGGGUGAAAAAAUUGGAUCAGACUUUUCUACCAGUCACUGAAGACAGCAGAGAGAUGCACUAUGGGAACUGCAGUCCAAGUCAGAAGGAGGUUGCUAUGGUGUUAGCGAAGGAGAAGGAGGACUUUAAAGGUCCCUCUGUUUUCACUAAAUUUCACUUUAUAAAUGUCUGCCUUGUUCUUUCCUCACCCAUCUGCAGUCCUACCUCUCACCUUCUCCUCACAUCCAGAUUGUCUCACCCCUGUCCCUCCUAAAACUCAUUCACCCUCCCACCCUCUCUGACUACAAUGUUUUUGUUAAAAUACUUAUGGAGGUGUCUCCUCACAGAGAAUUGCGUGAAGACAAUCAAAGCCUUUUUAUAAUACUUUUUUGAGUUAUUUGUAAAGUUAAAUCACUUUCUCUCCCUAAAAAUGCCAAAUGCUGAAAACUGUGCAAACAAAAAACAAAAAAAAACAAGAGUUUAACUGUUUCCCCGCAUAGCCCUAUGGUCUAUCCCAUAAAAUUACACUAUUAUCUGUUAGAAAAUGGGAUAUUUUGUCACUGGUUUUGCUCUUAGUCAUAAAGUAAAUCAGUGCUGCAAACCCUGAGGUCAGACACAAAUCACUGCUGUGAAAUUGGGGGAAAAAACAUGCUUUUUGUAAGCUAUAAUUAAUGUUUUCCCUCAUUCUAAGGCAUAUCCAGGGUCACAGGGUCCAGGGGAGCAGCCCUGUACAUCCAUUUCACUCUCAGCACCAGCAGAGCUCAGACGCUGCAAAUGUCCAUCACUGACGAAGACAGAAUAGAACAGCACCCACCUUUAUGUGUACAUUUCACACGUCACCUCUUUGUGUUCAAUUGCCAGAGUAAAGACACUGAGUCGUUAAAACGUUGUGAAUGUGUGAAAUGAAAAAGACGGUCGAAAUCUGAUCUGAUUUACACUUGAAGGAAGAAGGCUUAAUGCUUUGUAAGUACAUACCUGUGUGUCUGUGAUGUGUGCUGUACAUGAGGCUGUGUUCAUGUGUACAUCAGGUUUAUGCUGUACAUGACGCUGUGUGUGUGUGUGUGUGUGUGUGAGUAAGUGCGUGUGUGUGUGUGUGUGUGUGUGUGUGUGUGUGUGUGCGUGUGCGUGCGUGUUUGAGACAAGUGUGUCAGGCUACACACAUUAUUAGCUGUGUUUACUUGUGUGAGUGUUCACCACUAUUCCAUAACUGUGCAAAUUUGUAAAAUAAAUAUGAUUUUAUUUAAAAA
Messenger RNA from Sphaeramia orbicularis (orbiculate cardinalfish), 4470 nucleotides. RefSeq names its product eph receptor B6 (gene ephb6). Gene Ontology annotation, biological process: axon guidance; ephrin receptor signaling pathway; protein phosphorylation. Bases 26 to 3088 code for a protein of 1020 amino acids. Gene Ontology annotation, cellular component: plasma membrane; dendrite. The transcript has 19 exons. Lineage: Eukaryota; Metazoa; Chordata; Actinopteri; Kurtiformes; Apogonidae. The record is from RefSeq and is a predicted model, not a curated record. Gene Ontology annotation, molecular function: ATP binding; transmembrane-ephrin receptor activity; protein binding.